AUGGAAGAGUUGAUUGAUGCGGGGCUGAGCGACAAGAAAGCUGGUCAGGAUGCAGGUGGACACAAAGAUGAAGCAUUGUUUGACCCCGACACAAUAUCCUCACUAGAUGCGAUUGAAACGGCUACAUUGAUGGAUAUGAUGAUGAAGUGCCGCCGACGCAAAAAAAAAAAAGAAUAUGCGCGUCAAGUUGAUAUUAUUAAUGUACCAAAACCAAAGCGUCGCGGAAGACCCCGGACAACGUCCAAGCAGCUUACCCAAACGAAGCUUCCAGUGAGAUUAGCAGUACACAAGUAUCCAAGCGGUCUCACCGUAUCACUCGACCGACUUCUCGUUUGCGCACGAAACACGCCGAAUUUGAAUCAAUUUGUGAACUGCGUAGCAGGUUUCUACGAUGUAAAGACCAGAACUAAAUCUUGGAUCAAAGACCGAAAAUGGCUGGAACACGAUUGGCGUAAGGUCCCGUCGGGCGUGAACUGA
This is a messenger RNA of Phytophthora infestans T30-4, 477 nucleotides long. RefSeq lists its product as uncharacterized. The coding region runs from base 1 to 477 and encodes 158 amino acids. The transcript is spliced from 4 exons. The record is from RefSeq and is a predicted model, not a curated record. Lineage: Eukaryota; Oomycota; Peronosporomycetes; Peronosporales; Peronosporaceae.